Pistacia vera is the source of this 2150-nucleotide messenger RNA. RefSeq names its product acid beta-fructofuranosidase 1, vacuolar-like. Gene Ontology annotation, molecular function: beta-fructofuranosidase activity. The record is from RefSeq and is a predicted model, not a curated record. Gene Ontology annotation, biological process: carbohydrate metabolic process. Bases 150 to 2087 code for a protein of 645 amino acids. NCBI's taxonomy places the organism in Eukaryota, Viridiplantae, Streptophyta, Magnoliopsida, Sapindales, Anacardiaceae. The transcript has 7 exons.
UUACCAAAGUUUCAAGAACUACCGAGCAAAUCGGUUCUUGCCACAUGAUAACUUACAUCAAUUCUCUUUCUCUUCCUUAAGUUUCUCUCUAUUUAAACCGCAUUUCAUCAUUUUAUCAAACCCUCUCAAUUUUCCAUACGCCACAAAGCAUGGACACCCCUAACCCUUCUCAUGCAACAUACUACAUUCCCUUGCCGGAGCAGCCCUCCCUCGAUGGAUCUCCCGCGACUCGACGGAGACCCUUGAAGGGUUUUGUGGUGAUCGUUGGCUCCAUCAUUUUCCUUGUGUCAUUGGUGGGGUUAAUACUCAACCAAAGCCAAGAACCAUCAUCAACAUCACCAAUGCCAAACAAUGAUGAUAAACCCUCGUCACAAAAGAAGUCAUUCUCGAAACGAAUGCCGAGAGGGGUAGCUGAAGGCGUAUCCGCAAAGUCAAAUCCAUCUCUUUUUGAUGAUGAUGAAGUUUCUUAUAACUGGACAAAUGCAAUGCUUUCAUGGCAAAGAACUUCAUACCAUUUUCAACCGGAGAAAAACUGGAUGAAUGAUCCUGAUGGACCACUGUUUCACAUGGGCUGGUAUCAUCUAUUCUACCAGUACAAUCCUGAUUCAGCUGUCUGGGGCAACAUCACGUGGGGCCACGCCGUAUCAAGGGACUUGAUUCACUGGCUCUAUCUCCCGCUCGCCCUCGUCCCCGAUCAUUGGUAUGAUAUCAAUGGUGUCUGGACCGGCUCCUCCACUCGCCUUCCUGACGGUCAGAUUGUAAUGCUUUACACCGGAGACACUGAUGAAUCAGUGCAGGUGCAAAAUCUUGCAUACCCCGCCAAUCUAUCUGAUCCCCUCCUCCUUGAUUGGGUCAAGUAUGAGAAUAACCCGGUUUUGGUUCCACCACCCGGAAUUGAAACCAGUGAAUAUAGGGACCCGACUACUGCUUGGACCGGACCCGACGGAACAUGGAGGCUGACAAUCGGGUCAAGGGUUAAUACUACUAUAGGUAUUGCACUUGUGUACCAAACUACUAACUUCACUACAUAUGAGCUUUUGGAUGGACUGUUACAUGCGGUUCCGGGUACGGGUAUGUGGGAAUGUGUGGACUUCUACCCGGUUGCAAUAAACGGGUCAAUUGGGUUGGAUACAUCAGCUGGUGGCCCCGGAGUCAAGCAUGUAUUGAAGGCUAGUUUAGAUGACACUAAACUUGAUCAUUAUGCAAUUGGAACAUAUGACCCGGUGAAAGAUAAAUGGACACCCGAUAACCCGGAAGAAGAUGUGGGUAUCGGGUUACGGGUGGAUUAUGGAAGAUACUACGCAUCAAAGUCCUUUUUUGACCUGUACAAGAAGAGAAGAAUCCUAUGGGGUUGGAUUAAUGAAACCGACACUGAAAUUGAUAACCUGAGUAAGGGUUGGGCCUCUGUUCAGAGCAUUCCGAGGACUGUGUUUUUUGAUAACAAAACUGGAACUAAUAUCCUUCAAUGGCCGGUGGAAGAAAUAGAAAGCUUGAGAUAUAACAGUAAAGAAUUUGAGAAGAUUGUAAUUGAACCCGGAUCAAUUGUGCCGCUUGAUAUAGGCACGGCCACUCAGUUAGACAUAUUUGCAGAGUUUGAAACAGAGUUAUUAGCUUCAGCAACCGAAGAAGAAGGGUACAAUUGCAGUGUUGGCGCUGUUGACAGAAGUACAUUGGGUCCCUUUGGUCUCUUAGUCCUUGCAGAUGACUCACUUUCAGAGCUCACCCCAAUCUUUUUCCGCCCCACCAAUACAACCAAUGGCACUCUCACCACUUACUUCUGUGCUGAUGAAACAAGGUCUUCAUUGGCUCCUGAAGUUUUAAAACUCGUUUAUGGAAGCAGUGUCCCUGUUCUUGAAGAUGAAAAAUUAUCAAUGAGAGUAUUGGUUGAUCAUUCGAUUGUGGAAAGCUUUGGGCAAGGAGGGAGGAGAGUUAUAACGUCAAGAAUUUAUCCAACAGAGGCGAUCUAUGGAGCUGCAAGAUUGUAUUUGUUCAACAAUGCAACAGGAGUUAAUGUUACGGCCACACUCAAAAUCUGGCAAUUGAAUUCUGCCUUUAUUCAUCCUUUCCCCUUGGUGGACGAUAUUUAGAAAUCAAAUCAAAACCCAUUUGAGUUGAGCCCAUUUCUUCAUUGCUCUAGCUCUAGGUGGUUG